Messenger RNA from Odocoileus virginianus texanus, 1331 nucleotides. Lineage: Eukaryota; Metazoa; Chordata; Mammalia; Artiodactyla; Cervidae. The record is from RefSeq and is a predicted model, not a curated record.
AUGGAAACCCCCGGUGCAGGCUGCCCUUGCAGCUGUAAGCGGCGAUCUCUAGGGCGGCUGCAGCGUCACGGGCCUGGGCCCCAGAGCGCCGCUCGCCCCGGGAACUUUCAAAAGCUGCCGGGACCAGAAAGACGCGCCAACGGGUCGGGGCCCCGACUGAGCGCGGAAGCCCUGCGGAGCCGGGGAGGAAGGCUUGCUGCAGCUCUGCGGUUUCCCGAGGCCUGGGCCGGACGCUGGGACGCUAGGCCUCGGCGCGGCGCCGGCGCGGCCCGGGGGCGUCGUGGGCCACUGUGGGAAGGAUUUUCCGCCUUUCUGGGCAGGCCGGGAGGCUUCGCUCCGAGAAUCUGCAGAGAAACCUGGCGGCCGCCGCUGGCGGAGUUUAGCCGGGCAGCAAGGACGGCCAGGUCCGUGGGGCACACCUUGGGUCUCCGAGCCCUGCCUUGCCCUGACCGAGGUUGCUUUUUUGUACUUUCGAAAUGUCUUCCCCUAAUCGCCCCCUACCUGCCCGCCUUUUGGGGGGUGGGGUGGGGGGAACCAUACUGUAUUGCUUUCUUUUUCACAGCCAGUUUUCUACUGCAGCCGCUGCCCCGUUUUCUUCAUCUACUUCCCCAUCCGAACCCUCAGUGCGACAUCCGUUGCCUGGAAGCAGCUGGUCUUGCCCCCUCAGAGGUCACCCGAGAGUCAGUGCUGACUUUGUCAUUAUCCGUUUUAUUUAACUCGGCAGUGCUCUCUCCCGGGCUUUCAGCUUCAGCUGUACAACCAAGACACCUGAUUGACUUGCAGAAGAUCAGACUGUGGGAGAGACAUCCCUGGCAGUCUACUGGACCUCUGAAGCUGCCGGUCCACUGUGGGGAAAGUCCAGCUGGGGCAGGCACAACGCUGUCUGUUCACCAGGUGCAGAAUCCACCACUGGGCAGAGCUGCCUGCAGCCUGCGUUUCCCUUGUGUGAACAGCAAGCUUAUUUACUCCUUUGAUUUUCUUAAGGAUUCACAUGUUGUAGCCCGAAAGCCCAAUGUGACUGUAUUUAGAGAUAAGAGCCUCUACGAAGGCCAUGUGAGGACACAGCAGGAAGGCAACCAUCUGCAAACCAGGAAAAGAGACUUCACUAGAAACCAACCUUGCCAGCACCUUGAUCUUGGACUUUGAAAUUCCAGAAGGCUGAGAAAACAAAUUUCUGUUCUUUACAUCACCUGAUCUGUGGUAUUCUAUUACAAUAGCCCAAGCUGACCAAUAUACUAGCAUGUGACUGAGCAAACCAGUAUCUUCUAUCAAUGUUAAUUUCUUCUUUUCAAAAAUGGAGAUGGUUAAAAAGUUCCCCUUCACAAGAAAUU